GUACUGCAGCCUGAAGGCGGAAGUCUGUUCCACCUGUUAACGAUCAUCACGUCAUGUCUUCCUUUUGAACUAUUAUGACUAUUAUAACUAAUUACACUAGCAUAUCUAAAUGUAGAUAGUCGGUCAUAAGAGGAUCAUGGAUAAAUUAAAGAAAGUUUUGAGCGGUCAAGAUGGAAACAAUGAUAAGGUGGACAUACUGGAGGUAGCGACCCAGGCCAGCACGCUGAGUUGGGGAACUCGGGUGAAGGCCUUUGCAGCCUCCUUCCUUCUGGGAGUGGUUUGCUCCAUUCUGGGGAGCUGUCUGCUGUGGGUUCCGGGCGUGGGCCUCGCUCUGUUCGCUGUGUUCUACACGCUGGGAAACGUCUGCUCUCUGGCCAGCACCAUGUUCCUGACCGGACCUCUUGCCCAGCUGAAGAGAAUGUGUGCUAAAGAGAGAGCGCUGGCAACCGUCGUCAUGGUGACAUGUCUGGUGUUAACGCUGUGUUCCGCCUUCUGGUGGAAGAACAACGGACUGGCUGUUCUGUUCUGCAUUCUACAGUUCCUGGCCUUCGCCUGGUACGGCCUGUCAUACAUCCCCUUUGCCAGGGAUGCGGUCCUGAAAGUGUUCACCUUCUGUCUGUAACAGUCUGUCAGAAACACUAUUUAACCAUCCAAUCAGAUCCGACUACUCUGUGCCUUAUUAUUAUGAUGCUUCAUUAAUAUGAUGCCUUAUUAAUAUGAUGCCUUAUUAAUAUGAUGCUUUAUUAUUAUGAUGCUUCAUUAAUAUGAUGCCGUAUUAAUAUGAUGCCUUAUUAAUAUGAUGCCUUAUUAAUAUGAUGCCUUAUUAAUAUGAUGCCUUAUUAAUAUGAUGCCUUAUUAAUAUGAUGCCUUAUUAAUAUGAUGCUUUAUUAAUAUGAUGCUUUAAUAAUAUGAGGCUUUAUUAUUAUGAUGCCUUAUUAUUAUGAUACCUUAUUCCCAAAUGCAUAUGUUUUACGUGUUUUAAUUCUGGAUUUCGAAGUCAGAGCCGCAAUGAUAUUAAAGGAAGUAGACCAAAGCAUAUUAAGUCAGCGUCAACACACUCACACACAUAUAUAUAUUUAUAUAUAUAUAUAUAUAUAUAUAUAUAUAUUUAUGUAUAUAUUUAUGUUAGGGAUGCAAUGAAAUGAAAAUUGUUGGCCGAAACCGAAACCGAAUAUACUGAAACAGUUGGCCGAAAGCCGAAACCGAAUGUGGCUUUUGCUGUUUUUCAUUCAUUUUGCUUUAAUCUUUCACCAUUGCAUAAAUCAAACAAUUAAAUGUCCUUUAUAAACUUUUUUGUCUUGCUUUUCAAUAAAAAAAAUCAAUUAAAAUCAAAUAUUUAUUUAAUACUGAACGUUUUCUAACAUUCGAGCAGACCUUACAGCAAGAAUUUCAGAACAAUGUACCUUUAAAUAAAUUAGCAAAACUAUUUUAUUUUAUUAAUCAAAAAUAAAAAUGUUCGGUGUAUUUUUUUCGGCCUUUUUUCGAAUAUUCGGUGCAUCCCUAAUUGAUAUAGUUUAAUAUACAAUACACCCGACGUAGUGUCCUCAUAUCGUACCCUUACCUUACCCUCAACCCGAAUCCUAACCCCUAACUCUUAACCCUAACCAUUAACCAUAGCACUUAACCUUAACCCUAGCCCUAACCCUUAACCGUAGCACUAACCCUAACCCUAACCCUUAACCGUAGCCCUAACCCUAACCAUUAACCGUAGCCCUAACCCUUAGCCCUAACCCUAACCCUUAACCCUAGCCCUAACCCUUAACCCUAAACCAUAGCCCUAACCCUUAACCCUAGCCCUAACCCUUAACCGUAGCCCUAACCCUUAACCCUAACCAUUAACCGUAGCCCUAACCCUUAACCUUAACCCUAGCCCUAACCCUAGCCCUAACCAGCUCUUCACUCUCGCAAGGAUCCUGGAGGGGGCCUGGGAGUAUGCCCAUCCGGUCUACAUGUGUUUUGUGGAUCUGGAGAAGGCGUAUGACCGGGUCCCCCGGGAGAAACUGUGGGAGGUGCUGCGGGAGUAUGGGGUAAGGGGGUCUCUCCUCAGGGCCAUCCAAACCCUGUACUCCCAAAGCGAGAGCUGUGUUCGCGUCCUCGGCAGCCAGUCAGUUUCGUUCUCAGUGGGUGCUGGUCUCCGCCAGGGCUGCGCCUUGUCACCAAUCCUGUUUGUGAUAUACAUGGACAGGAUAUCGAGGCGUAGUCGUGGUGGGGAGGGGUUGCAGUUCGGUGGUCUGAGGAUCUCGUCACUGCUUUUUGCAGAUGAUGUGGUCCUCAUGGGAUCAUCGGCCUGUGACCUUCAGCACUCACUGGAUCGGCUGGCAGCCGAGUGUGAAACGACUGGGAUGAGGAUCAGCACCGCUAAAUCUGAGGCCAUGACUCUUAGCAGGAAACCGAUGGAUUGCUUACUCCGGGUAGGAAAUGAGUCCUUAGCCCAAGUGAAGGAGUUCAAGUACCUCGGGGUCUUGUUCGCGAGUGAGGGUACUAUGGAGCGUGAGAUUGGUCGGAGCAGCGGGGGCGGUAUUGCGUUUGCUUUACCGCACCGUUGUUACGAAAAAGAGAGCUGAGCCGCAAGGCAAAGCUCUCGAUCUACCGGUCGAUCUUCGUUCCUAUCCUCACCUAUGGUCAUGAGGGCUGGGUGAUGACCGAAAGGACGAGAUCGCGGGUGCAAGCAGCCGAGAUGAGUUUUCUCAGAAGGGUGGCUGGCGUCUCCCUUAGGGAUAGGGUGAGAAGCUCAGCCAUCCGUGAGGAACUCGGAUUAGAGCCGCUGCUCCUUUACUUAGAAAGGAGUCAGCUGAGGUGGUUCGGGCAUCUGGCAAGGAUGCCCACUGGGCGCCUUCCUUGGGAGGUGUUUCAGGCACGUCCAGUGGGGAGGAGACCUCGGGGAAGACCCAGGACUAGGUGGAGAGAUUAUAUUUCAACACUGGCCUGGGAACGCCUCGGGAUCCCCCCGUCAGAGCUGGUCAAUGUGGCCCGGGAAAGGGAAGUCUGGGGCCCCCUGCUUGAGCUGCUCCCCCCGCGACCCGACCCCGGAUAAGCGGACGAAGAUGAGAUGAGAUGAGACAUAUAUAAGUAGCUACUAAAAACAUUGAUGUAUUAGAGUAAAGUUAAUAAAUGUGUCAUUUAGGCACUAUUUGUGUUAAGUUAAGUUGUGUUAAGUUAAGUAUCUGAUUUUCUAAAAUAAAUUCUUGAAUAAGUGAGCUUUGGCGUCAUGUUAGUGUCAGUCAUUAUCUCUUAGAGCAGGGGUGCCCAACCAGUCGAUCGCGGUUUACCAGUAGACCGCCGACAGAUCCGAAGUCGACCCCGAGGGGUGAAGAUUUUUAAUAAAAUUUGCGCGGGACAUACGCGCGGUAGCGCAUGCGCUGUCAACAGCAGUUGAAAGCCGUCAACAGUAGUUACGCACUCCUAAACGUUGGCAUGGCUGAGGGGAAACGAGCUAAGACCUACCAUUUUCACCCUGAGUGGGAGGAAUAUUAUUGAAUAUUGUUGAGAAGGUGCCGUGCGCAGACGGAAUGAAACCCCCACUGAAGUCCGUAGGUUCACGAUACAGUACAAAUGAAAUGAAGUACGAUGGUCUGGUAGGACCAGGCUACAAGUGAUUUCUGAAACUGCAAAAUAGCACCAGGGAACGUUUGCGCCAGAACACGCCUCCUCCUUUCGCCGAACCGCCCCAUGGGGCGCAAGAUCAUUCCCUAAUUUACGCGCGUGGCGCAGGAGGGAAAAGAACGCUCUGCGCCAGUUGCAAACUAGCAUGGACACAAGCGCCAGUGAUUAAGUCAAUUGCGCCGGAUGCAAGAUAGGACCCUGAUUGUUAGCAAUUAUCUGUAAGAGUAUGAGAAACAUGUUAGUGUUAGUCAUUAUCUCUUAGACCAAUAAGAAACAUGUUAGUGUUAGUCAUAACCAGAUAAACAUAACAUUUGGAACAGACCCUAUAAACAGAAUAUUGUUUGUUUUGGAACAGACCCAAUGAACUUAAUAAAGUUUGGAACAGACAAAACAUAAUAACGUUUGGAACAGACUAGGGCUGUGCAAUUAAUCGAAUUUCGAUCGCGAUAUCGAUUUUGGGGUCAAACGAUCUCCAAACUCGUAUAAUCGAGUUGAAACGAUUAAUUUGA
Molecule: messenger RNA, 4112 nt
Organism: Gadus chalcogrammus (walleye pollock)
Lineage: Eukaryota; Metazoa; Chordata; Actinopteri; Gadiformes; Gadidae
Gene: sft2d2b
Product: SFT2 domain containing 2b
Exons: 8
Coding region: 137-622 (161 amino acids)
Biological process (GO): vesicle-mediated transport
Cellular component (GO): membrane
Source: RefSeq, a predicted model, not a curated record